Molecule: messenger RNA, 963 nt
Organism: Cololabis saira (Pacific saury)
Lineage: Eukaryota; Metazoa; Chordata; Actinopteri; Beloniformes; Belonidae
Exons: 3
Coding region: 1-948 (315 amino acids)
Source: RefSeq, a predicted model, not a curated record
AUGGUCUGUUCUUCAUGGACGACAACGCCGCCCUGUUUUUGGACCCGCACAGGAGGAUUUCCUUUGUACCAAAAUGCACACGACACGAGCACGUACUACCUCAACCCGGACUGCACCACCGUGGCAAACCUGGUUAAGGCUGAGGACAGCCAAACCACAACAGAGAGUUUCAAGGAGAAUGCUGGCCCCCUCAGCCCAUCACCAUCUCCUGCCCUGCCUGCAAAUGAAGGCUUCACCAGGGACCAGACCCUCUUUUUAAUCGAACUGAUGCGCCAUCACCUGGAGACAGAAGCCGACGGUCUCCCAAAGACUUUAAAGGAGCUGAAUGCUCGGCUAAAAUCUGCCAGGUCAAAUAAAAAGAACUUAUGGAUUGAGACUGCAGAGAAGCUCAGCACUCAGUUCUCUGUGUUCUUCUGUCCGGAUAAAGUGGCCAGGAAGUGGAACACACUAGUCGACGGUUACAAAAGGAUAAAGGAUAACAACAGUUGGACAGGAAAAGGAACCAUCCGCUUCAAAUUUUUUUGUGAAAUGGAUGAGCUUUUAAGAGGGCAGCAUGACGUUGCCUUCCCUGUGGUUGGCACAGACGCGGGGCUAGACAUAAGAAGACCAGAGGUGCUUAGGUCUUCAGCUGUGACGGCACCUCUAGCAGAGGCUUCCUCUGCUACACUACCAACACCAAGCACCACACCCACACGGCCUCAUAAACGUCGGAGGGAACAGGAUGACGUCCUCCAGUUCCUUCGGGAGUCCCAGGAGGCCAGUCAGAGGCGCCAUGAAGAGGCACAGAGGCGCCAUGAAGAGGCACAGAGGCGCCAUGAAGAGUUGCUGGCUCAACUUAAAGGGAAAGUUCGGUUUUUUACAACCUGGACCUUAUUUAUGACAUUUUUUAUGGUUGUAUACUCACCCAGAAAAGUUUGGUGUCAUUUGGAGUCCUUCGGAAGAUAUUAGGAGGUUUUUUGCGAG